Molecule: messenger RNA, 1341 nt
Organism: Castor canadensis (American beaver)
Lineage: Eukaryota; Metazoa; Chordata; Mammalia; Rodentia; Castoridae
Gene: Rnd2
Product: Rho family GTPase 2
Biological process (GO): small GTPase-mediated signal transduction
Molecular function (GO): GTPase activity; GTP binding
Source: RefSeq, a predicted model, not a curated record
CCGGUGUCCGCGGCCCGAGAGGCUGCAGCUGCAGCGGCGGGGGAGGAGGAGGCAAAAGCAGCGACGGGGCCCGGGAGGGGGGCGGCGUGGGGGGCCGGCGCGUAGCCGGGACUAUGGAGGGGCAGAGCGGCCGCUGCAAGAUCGUGGUGGUAGGGGACGCAGAGUGCGGCAAGACAGCGCUGCUGCAGGUGUUCGCCAAGGACGCCUACCCCGGGAGUUAUGUCCCCACUGUGUUUGAGAACUACACCGCGAGCUUCGAGAUCGACAAGCGCCGCAUUGAGCUCAACAUGUGGGAUACUUCAGGUUCCUCUUACUAUGAUAAUGUCCGUCCUCUGGCCUAUCCUGAUUCUGAUGCUGUGCUCAUCUGCUUCGACAUUAGCCGGCCAGAAACACUGGACAGUGUCCUCAAGAAGUGGCAGGGGGAGACUCAAGAAUUUUGCCCCAAUGCCAAGGUUGUACUGGUUGGCUGUAAACUGGACAUGCGGACAGACCUGGCCACACUGAGAGAGCUAUCAAAGCAGAGGCUUAUCCCUGUUACACAUGAGCAGGGCACUGUGUUGGCCAAGCAGGUGGGGGCUGUGUCCUACGUUGAGUGCUCCUCCCGAUCCUCUGAGCGCAGCGUCAGGGAUGUCUUCCAUGUGGCCACAGUGGCUUCUCUUGGCCGUGGCCAUAGGCAGCUGCGCCGUACUGACUCACGCCGGGGUCUGCAGCGAUCCACUCAGCUCUCAGGACGACCAGACCGGGGGAAUGAGGGGGAGAUACAUAAGGAUCGAGCCAAGAGCUGUAACCUUAUGUGAGGGACUGCAGGGGGGCGGGCAGAGAGUAAGGACAGGUGGUGAGGGGCACAAUUGUUUCCCUGCCUGCACCCAGGCUUCCUGAUCAACUGACCCUGGCUGGGAGGUUAGGGCAGGCAGAGUGAGCAAUUCUUUUGGCCAGAGGAUCUGGAGGGCAGAAGGAUGUCAUCAUUCCCUAAUCCUCAUCCCCUCCUCUCCACUGGAAGUUGUGGGAACUAACAGGUGAGGGAUGGGGCAGGUGGGUGUUAGGGAAGCCAGCAUCAAGCAAUGACCUUGGUUGAGCCUUGUGUAAAAAGGGUACCUUCUCUUCCCACCUCUGGUCCCCAUAACCUCAUCCUGGCUUCUUUCCCUAAGGAAAAUGUCCAUUCAUGACCUUCUCUUUUCCUCUCCUCUCACUUCUACAGCUGUUCUCACACAUUCUAACCUCCAGGCACCAUGCACUAAAUUUUAAAGCAAGGAGAAGCCCCUCCACUUCCAUCACUAGACCCUAGCUCCCCUCCUCCCUUCCCCUCAACAGUCCCCAAAUAAAGCCCAUGUCCAUGGAAAA